This is a messenger RNA of Etheostoma cragini (Arkansas darter), 1473 nucleotides long. RefSeq names its product histone deacetylase 8 (gene hdac8). The record is from RefSeq and is a predicted model, not a curated record. Gene Ontology annotation, molecular function: histone deacetylase activity. The coding region runs from base 293 to 1429 and encodes 378 amino acids. Lineage: Eukaryota; Metazoa; Chordata; Actinopteri; Perciformes; Percidae. The transcript has 11 exons.
GGAACGUUGGAUUCCCAGCCUGUAACCGUUAGGAAGCAGCUCAGCCUAUCUGUCCCAUUCCUUACCAAAAUGUCCGUGUUUCAAACGAGAUAACAUAGCCCAAAAUACGUGUAUAUAUUUCAAAUUUCUUCCUCGUCGUCUACCGUCUAACGGAGUAGUGAACCGACUUUCCCCGGGGGAAGGUUGACGGUGUAACACCACACCUGAGAAGAAGACGCCGCUCGCAUCUUUUCACAGUGAACGUCUUUAAGCUCCAUUCUUCGUCAACAAAUUUUUAUUUUAAACCACGUAAAUGAGUUGCAGAGGAGACAGUGAUGAUGACAGCUGCGGUAAACGGAAGGUCGCUUAUGUUUACAGCCCGGAAUACAUCGAGACUUGCGACAGUUUGUCCAAAGUGCCAAACCGAGCGAGUAUGGUCCACUCACUAAUAGAAGCCUAUGGACUCCUUAAACACAUGAGCACCGUCAAACCUCAAGUGGCAACCAUAGAAGACAUGGCCAAGUUCCACACAGACUCUUACCUGGAGCAUCUUCACAAGAUCAGCCAGGACGGAGACAACGAUGACCCCCAGUCAGUCGACUACGGCCUGGGUUAUGACUGUCCAGUGGUGGAGGGGAUAUAUGACUAUGCAGCAGCAGUAGGGGGCGCUACACUGACAGCAGCCCGGUGUCUGCUGGAUCAAAAGUGUGAUGUGGCCAUUAACUGGGCAGGAGGGUGGCACCAUGCCAAGAAGGAUGAGGCGUCAGGUUUCUGUUAUGUGAACGAUGCUGUGUUGGGAAUCCUCAAACUGAGGGAGAAGUACGAGAGGGUCCUCUAUGUGGACGUUGACCUGCAUCACGGAGAUGGUGUGGAGGAUGCCUUCAGCUUCACAUCCAAAGUCAUGACCGUCUCCCUGCACAAGUUCUCUCCUGGAUUCUUCCCAGGUACGGGUGACCUGAGUGACACAGGGCUGGGUAAAGGCCGUUGGUAUGCCGUGAACGUCCCGCUGGAGGACGGCAUCAAGGAUGACCGAUACUACCAGAUUUUUACCAGAGUAAUGCAGGAAGUGCGUGCACAGUUUAACCCGGAGGCGUUGGUCAUGCAGCUAGGUGCCGACACCAUGGCGGGCGACCCCAUGUGCUCCUUUAACAUGACCCCGGUGGGGGUGGGAAAGUGUCUGCAGCAUGUCUUGGAGUGGCAGCUACCUACACUGCUGCUGGGUGGAGGAGGUUAUAACCUGGCUAAUACGGCUCGUUGUUGGACCUACCUGACGGCAGCGGUGCUGGGAAAGACUCUCUCCUCUGAGAUACCAGACCACGAGUUCUUUACAGAGUACGGACCGGACUACUCGCUGGAGAUAAGCCCAAGCUGUCGACCAGACCGCAACGACGCCAAACACCUGGACCAGGUCAUCACCACCAUCAAAGGGAAUUUAAAGAAUGUGGUUUAGGAGUCGGCAGUUCAGCCUUCUCCUACACACACACACACACACAC